AACUAUCUAUAUACUUAAUGCGUUCAUUUUGUACAUUAAUCCCAUUAUACAAUAGACGAUUAUUUUAUUUGCGCUAUUGUAUUGUUUCACAGUAAUCAAUAUCCUAAUAUGCAGACAGACUUAGUAUAUCAGAAGGACAUGGGUAUGAGGAAACGUCGACUCAGCAAUAGGUUUAUAUUGCUUACUAUUUUAUGCAUAUUAUGUAUGCUAACACUGACUCUAAGAAUUGUACAUAACGAAAAGUUAGAUAUUACUGUUGAUAGAGCUUUGGUACAUAAUCCAGGUGGAUGUGAAGACACUGAUUAUGAUGAUGGAAAUAUUGAUAAAAAGAUGCUUUCUGUUCUUAAGGAAAGAAACGCUUUAUCAAAGUUAUUAAAUGAGAAGCAGCAACGGGUUGGUCAACUUCAAUGUGAGAAAACAAACACGUCCAGUGAAACAGGAGGAUGGUGCAUGGAACAGAGCAAAGCGACUGGAGGAAAACAUAUGACUGACCGAAAUCUUGUUCCUACAUUAGCACAGUUUUUUAAAGGAAAGUACGUUGCAAGUUUUGGUGAUGGACCAGGAAUGUAUAAGAAGCUUAUCAUGAAAUCCGGUCAAGUCAAAGGUUAUGACGCGUAUGACGGCGCGCCAUUUUGUGACGUCACCAGCAAUGGAAAAGUUCGCUUCUUAGAUUUAUCUUUACCUCAAUAUGGACUCCCCUUGUAUGACUGGAUAAUGAGUAUUGAGGUUGCUGAACACAUUCCGAGACGAUUUGAAAACGUUUUCAUUGACAAUGUUGUUCGCCACGCACGUGAAGGUGUUAUCUUAAGUUGGGGAAAGCUUUUGCAAGGAGGCUAUUUACACGUCAAUAACAGACCGAUUGAACACGUUCAAAAACUUAUGCACUUAAAAGGUUUUAUCCAUGACAAGUUGGCUUCAAAUAAAUUGCAGUCUGCAGCAACUUUUAGAUUUUUAAAGGCAAAUUUAAAUGUGUAUCGGAGAAAUAAUUCUAAAUCUCAUAAAGAUUUGAUGCUUCAUACAUAACAUAUGACAAGACUAUUCCUGAUAUAAUACCUAGGGAUUAUGGUGUAUGGAAAGUAUGCAAAAUAUAUUGAUGUUGAAUUUAUACCAAAAUUAAUUGAUAAUUACUUAUUUUUCGAACGUUCUAUGUGCAAAUAUAACACUUCAUGUUUAAAUGUUAUAACAACCUUUUCUGGCUUUGUCAAUAAAGUUUAUAGUGU
Molecule: messenger RNA, 1220 nt
Organism: Ruditapes philippinarum (Manila clam)
Lineage: Eukaryota; Metazoa; Mollusca; Bivalvia; Venerida; Veneridae
Exons: 3
Coding region: 109-1023 (304 amino acids)
Source: RefSeq, a predicted model, not a curated record